GACGCGUAAAAGGUUGAUAAGUGUAUGAUCUGAGCUGUGAUGCCACGUCAUAAACAUGAUCCAAAACGAAUUUGAGAUAGAUAACUCAACGGUUGUCCGUUGUCCAAUGGCAGAAGAAAAUCUCAACACACUCUAAUCAUCAUGGCUUCGCUUCAUGUCCAGUUCUCCAGGAACCAUCUCUCUACCCCCAAUCUCUCCAGUAGAUUCCGCCGUUCCACGGAGCAGAGAUCUUUCGUAACUCUUGUUCAUUGCUCCGCUAGAGAAAACGGAGACGAUGAUGUUCGAGGAAUCAAGAAGAGUUUGUUUCCUCCUGUUAAGGAGCUUGGAUGUCUCGCUUGCGCCGCUCUUUCCGCUUUCACUCUUACAUUAGCUUCUCCCGUCAUUGCCGCUAACCAGGUCCCUGCGACAUUAUGCUUUCUCUCUCCUCUUACCAAUUGCUUAAGAACUGUUUCAACAUUUCAAGAACUGAAUGAUGUUCCUUUUUUUUGUUUGUUUCAGAGACUUCCUCCGCUUUCAACAGAUCCAGCUCGGUGUGAACAAGCUUUUGUCGGGAACACGAUAGGUCAAGCAAACGGGGUGUAUGACAAGCCACUCGAUCUCAGGUUCUGCGACUACACAAACGAUCAGUCCAACCUCAAAGGCAAGACACUCUCUGCAGCCUUGAUGUCCGGCGCCAAGUUUGAUGGUGCUGACAUGACUGAAGUCGUUAUGUCAAAAGCUUACGCCGUUGGAGCAAGCUUCAAGGGGGUGAAUUUCUCGAAUGCUGUCAUCGACCGGGUGAACUUCGGGAAGUCGGAUCUAAAAGGAGCUGUGUUCAAGAACACGGUGUUGUCAGGUUCGACAUUCGACGAGGCAAACCUGGAGGAUGUGGUCUUUGAGGACACCAUCAUUGGUUACAUAGACCUUCAGAAGAUUUGUAGGAACGAGACUAUUAACGAAGAAGGAAGACUCGUCUUGGGUUGCAGAUAAAGAAGAGAUGAAGAGACUAAAGGGUUUUGGUAUGUGUAAGAAUUUGAGAGUUGACACAAAACAAUGUAUGAACAAAUAAGUACGUUAAGUGUUGAAGGAAUAUAGGAGGACUCAGAAGAGAGUUAUGAGGUUUGUAUUAUCAAUUCCUGUAAAGUUUGUUAUCAGACAAAAGGGUUUUUCUUUGUUAUUCGUUAAUUAACGAACAAUAUGUUAUCGCAUAUCGCAGGAUAUCAAAAGAACUUGGCUA
Molecule: messenger RNA, 1216 nt
Organism: Brassica rapa (field mustard)
Lineage: Eukaryota; Viridiplantae; Streptophyta; Magnoliopsida; Brassicales; Brassicaceae
Product: thylakoid lumenal 17.4 kDa protein, chloroplastic
Source: RefSeq, a predicted model, not a curated record